Thrips palmi is the source of this 496-nucleotide messenger RNA. RefSeq names its product larval cuticle protein 65Ag1-like. Lineage: Eukaryota; Metazoa; Arthropoda; Insecta; Thysanoptera; Thripidae. Bases 58 to 474 code for a protein of 138 amino acids. The record is from RefSeq and is a predicted model, not a curated record. Gene Ontology annotation, molecular function: structural constituent of chitin-based larval cuticle. Gene Ontology annotation, cellular component: chitin-based extracellular matrix. The transcript is spliced from 3 exons.
AGGGUCCUAUCUGCAUCAGUGUAUCAUUAGCAUCCCAAGCAGCCACUCAGCUCAAACAUGCACAGCGUUGUGAUCGCCCUCCUCGGCGUCGCCGCCCUGGCGUCCGUGUCGUCGGCGCAGCAGCAGCCGUCCUCCACGCCGGAACCCAUAGCCAUCGUGAAGCUGCUCAGCGACGUGCAGCCGGACGGCACCUUCUCGUACGAGUACGAGACGGCCAACGGCAUCAAGGCCGACGCCCGCGGCGCCCUCAACAACGCCGGCACCGAGAACGAGGCCCUCGUGCAGCAGGGGUCCUUCUCCUUCGUGGCCGACGACGGCGUCACCUACAGCGUCACGUGGGUCGCCGACGAGAACGGCUUCCAGCCCCAGGGCGCCCACCUGCCCACGCCGCCGCCCAUCCCCGAGGACAUCCUCAAGUCCCUGGAGUACAACGCCGCCCACCCCGAGGAGGAGGAGAAGAGCGAGAGGAGAUGAGCAGCAACUUUGUCUAGUCAUA